This is a messenger RNA of Ctenocephalides felis (cat flea), 1756 nucleotides long. Its product is annotated as dnaJ homolog subfamily A member 2-like. Gene Ontology annotation, biological process: protein refolding; response to heat. The transcript is spliced from 2 exons. The record is from RefSeq and is a predicted model, not a curated record. Lineage: Eukaryota; Metazoa; Arthropoda; Insecta; Siphonaptera; Pulicidae. Gene Ontology annotation, molecular function: Hsp70 protein binding; ATP binding. The coding region runs from base 78 to 1307 and encodes 409 amino acids. Gene Ontology annotation, cellular component: cytoplasm; cytosol.
ACGCAAGAGGGAUGACCACGCCGGUCAUUUUGGCCAUUUGUAAAAUCUUGCAUUAAAACCUAUCCUUUUUGCUAAAAAUGGCAGAUAACAAGUUAUAUGAUGUGUUGGGUGUUAGUAGAUCAGCUUCAGACUCGGAAAUAAAAAAAAAUUACAGAAAAUUGGCAAAAGAAUUUCACCCAGACAAGAAUCCAGAAGCUGGUGAUAAAUUCAAGGAAAUAUCAUUUGCCUAUGAAGUCCUUUCAGAUCCCAAGAAACGUCAAAUUUAUGAUAAAUAUGGUUUAAAAGGAAUGCAAGAAGGUGGCCAUGAUGGACCAGGAUUUGCCCCAGAUGAUUUAUUUUCACAUAUAUUUGGGGGUGGACUUUUUGGUGGGAUGGGGGGCAUGGGAGGAAUGCCUAGAAGGCGACAAAGAGGUGAAGACACUAUUCACCCAUUAAAAGUGUCUUUGGAAGAUAUGUACAAUGGUAAAACAGCUAAACUGCAACUUAGUAAAAAUGUGAUAUGUUCAGCUUGUGAUGGUAAAGGUGGUAAAGCUGGUUCAAGUAUGUCUUGUCGCACCUGCAGAGGAUGCGGUGUGAAAGUUACAUAUAGGCAAUUGGGUCCAGGAAUGACACAGCAAAUGCAAUCUCGUUGUACAGAUUGUAAUGGUGAAGGACAGGUUAUUAAUGAAAAAGAUCGGUGUGCUAAUUGUAAGGGUAAGAAAGUAAUCAAUGAAAUUAAAAUCUUAGAAGUUCAUGUUGACAAAGGUAUGAGGGAAAAUCAAAAAAUAUACUUCAGAGGUGAAGGUGAUCAACAGCCUGAUGUUGAAACUGGUGAUGUUAUCAUAGUUUUACAACAAAAACCUCAUGAUGAAUUCCAAAGGUCAGGCGAUGACCUAGUGCUACGACAUACUAUUUCUUUAACAGAAGCUCUAUGUGGUUUUCAUAUGGUUCUAAAACAUUUAGAUGGAAGAGAAUUGAUCAUUAGGCAUCCACCAGGACAGGUUAUUAAACCUGGAGAUUUAAAAGGAAUUGUGGGUGAAGGAAUGCCUCAGUAUAAAAGUCCUUUUGAACGAGGGAAUUUAUAUAUAAAGUUUGAAGUAACAUUUCCAGCUAGCCACUUCACUACAGAAAACAAAUUACAAGAAUUGGAGGCCUGUUUACCUCCUAGGCCAGUAUUCACAGUUCCAGAGGGUGAACAUGUGGAAGAAGUAGAUUUACAUGAUUAUGAUCCUAGCCAGAAAUCUAGUAGUGGACGUGGAGAGGCUUAUGGUAGUGACGAUGAAGAGCAUGGACAUGCAGGCCCAGGACUUCAAUGUGCACACCAGUAAAUUGUGGCAGUGAUAUCACAAAUUCUUAAAUGUUUAUUGCAUAUGUUGGAUGUUGUGGUUUGGCAGACACUUUAGUAUUUAAUCUGUGACCAACAUAUGUUUGGUAUAUGCAGUGAAUUAGGGGGAUGGUUCUAUCUUAAUAAAUCAAUAACUGUAAUAUUUCAUUUGUACAUAGUUCCAUUUCUUUUAUUGUCCAAAAUGACAAUGUCUUUUGUGAUUAAUUUUAUCAGAGAACAAGAAUGGCGCAAUAAUACAUAUUGCUGAGCAACUCUAGCAUAAAUAAAAAUAUAAAAUUUGCAACUAUUGUAAAUGUUUUAAUUUUAGUGAAAUAGAAUGAACUAAUUACAAAAAAUAUGAUUGAAUGUGGAACUUCCCAGUGAAAUGCAAUAAGGAAAAUUAAUUCAAAUGGUUAUAAAAACAUGUACACAUCAGGCAAAACUGUAAUAAUU